GAUGGAAGGAAUCGUUAUUACCGAUAACACUGCCGGUAGUAGCUCUAGCUCCUCUUCUUCCAACAAGGGGAAGCAAGCCGUCCGAACAAAAAUUAUUGCUGGGGCUCAGAAAAUUGAUGAUCUUUCUCUGCCCGUGCUUGCUGUGUACAAGCAGAAAUACGUUAGUAUUUCGCGUGCACUUGAUUCGGCUGAGGUCAAAAUGGCCAAAGCAUCUUCUCUUGCAGUUGGUAGUCUGCAUGAGUUAAAAGUCAAGGUACCAGUAAGCAUCGACGCUGAGGUUGUUAAUAACCUCAACCUUUCUGUUCACGAAAAUUUAUGUGAUCAGUAUGUCGCUGUCUUGACCGAUAAGGUCGUUAACUUGAAACAAGCCGCCAGAGACCUUGUCCCGGCUUUAACAAGAGAGCUCCAGAAUGCUCAAACUAAAAUGCUUGCCGAAAACACAAAAG
This is a messenger RNA of Cetraspora pellucida, 446 nucleotides long. NCBI's taxonomy places the organism in Eukaryota, Fungi, Glomeromycota, Glomeromycetes, Diversisporales, Gigasporaceae. The record is from the annotation of a GenBank genome assembly.